Messenger RNA from Aspergillus nidulans FGSC A4, 1085 nucleotides. RefSeq names its product ribosomal 60S subunit protein L16 (gene rpl16a). The transcript has 4 exons. The record is from RefSeq and is a predicted model, not a curated record. The coding region runs from base 116 to 724 and encodes 202 amino acids. Lineage: Eukaryota; Fungi; Ascomycota; Eurotiomycetes; Eurotiales; Aspergillaceae.
GUGCGUCGAACCUGCCCACAACGACAACAACCGCCGACAACAUACAUCCCCAGGGAGUAUCCUAGAGCAGUGCUCUUCCUUUCGCUGGAUAUUUUCCUUUUGAACCGGUGACAGGAUGUCCUCUAUCGAUCCAGUGGUCGUCAUCGACGGCAAGGGACACCUCCUUGGUCGCCUGGCCAGCACUGUUGCGAAGCAGCUGCUUAACGGCCAGAAGAUCGUCGUCGUGAGAUGUGAAGCCCUUAACAUCUCUGGCGAGUUCUUCCGUGCGAAGCUCAAGUACCACGCCUACCUCCGCAAGAUCACCCGUUACAACCCUACCCGCGGUGGUCCCUUCCACUUCCGCGCUCCUUCUCGCAUCUUCUACAAGGCCGUCCGCGGAAUGAUCCCUCACAAGACCGCCCGCGGUGCUGCUGCUCUUGAGAGGCUCAAGGUCUUCGAGGGUGUCCCUCCCCCUUACGACAAGAAGAAGCGUGUCGUCGUUCCUCAGGCUCUUCGCGUCCUCCGUCUUCGCCCCGGCCGCAAGUACUGCACCGUUGGCAGACUCAGCCACGAGGUUGGCUGGAAGUACCAGGACGUUGUUGCCAGACUUGAGGAGCGGAGAAAGGUUAAGAGCAGCGCCUACUACGAGCGCAAGAAGGCUGCCCGCCGCCAACUUGCUCACGCGCAGAAGUCGGCGAGCGUUCCCGAGAACACCAAGAGCCAGCUCGCUGAGUACGGAUUCUAGAUUAUACCUGGUUGCGCGGCUGGUUGCUUGUGUCUUUGAUGGGGUGGGUUGGGAUCGCGAGCGGUUUUUACUUUCAGCGAAGUUUGGAAGGGAGGCUGAUCGGCGACCUUUCUUCUCAGUUCCUACCUUGUCAUGGGAUCCAGCAGCGUUUCAUGCUAGGAUGCACAUGUGAGGCGGGAGAGACCGGUGUCGUCUUUAAAACAAAAGUACAAUACAGGAGUCAUAUGGGAUGAAAAGGUUGUUCAAAAUAGCUGACCCAUUAUUUCGCGCCGUGGCGGUUUAAUCCAAGAAAUUUUCAAGAGUUCAUGACCUGCAAUUCAUCUAUACACGUUAAAUUAUAUCUCAUGUUUUCCCUCUGCGC